AGUGUGUUUCCCCCGGUGAAGUCGUAUCGCACGCUGCAUCGCCAUUGAUAAGCAGGGCAACGUGUUUUUAUAGUAGGUUUGGAAUGGGAGAAAGCAAACAACAAAGUGCUCUGAACUAGCGCAAGCGCAAUAUGGUACUUGAACGAUUCACAGCCGCUUUGUCGGAACAGGAACUUGCGACCUGCUUCAUCUACUUGCCGCAGCACCUGUUCCUGUGGCUAUUUCUGCUGUCCGAAGCAAGAUACUAUAGGCGACACCCGAUAAGUAAACGACGCAAAAGUACGUCGGAGUUGUUUGCGCUGUCCGCGAAAAGUAUCUUGAAUACGGUGCUGAUAGUGCUGGUCCUGCUGGAUGUCGGCCGACCUGCGACGCCUUUCGUGGUGCGAAUCUUCGAAGCCCUGUCGUACUUUCUAACGCUGACGCUGCUUCAUCUCGGCGAGAAAUACAAUGUCCGCGACCAGACGUUCCUGUUGUCGUUCUGGUCGCUGGAGCUGUUGGUCAACUGUAUUCGCGUCGUCGACCAGCUGACGGUCGGGAGCGUGGUGUAUGCGGCGGCUCUGCUCGCCAUGGUGCUUCUAAUCGUGUACACAACGACGGCGACGGGUGUGGCUGGGGAAGAUGCGAGCGUCGACGAUCGAGUCGAGCCGAAUCUCAUUCGAUCGAUGUGCUUCAGCUGGUUCAGCGAAGUGAGUCGCAAUGUUCAUCGAUCGCAGCUGGAGCAGCUGGGGACGCUGGAGAGUGGGAUGAUGGGGGAGCGAUUGAUCAGGGGAUUCACAAAGGGCACGGCGAUCAAAGGUCAGUACGAGAUGGUUUCCGGAAGGGAAUCCGAACUGGUGCAGGAGGUGACGAUGAGGAGUUUGCUGUGGCCGUUUCGUUGGGAUUUGGCUAAGAGUGGAGUAAAUCGAUUCGUCAUGACGCUAUUUUUCUUCAUAUGCCCAUUUUUGCUAAGGCAAAUUCUUCGUAAUGAUCGUCAGACAACCCCAUCCGAGUCCCACUUUUACGUGAUCAGCAUUUUCUUUGUAUCCUUGAUCAUUGCCGCUCUCAAUGGGCAGUACCUGUACGACACGCAGAAGAUCGGAUUGAAAAUCAAAUCAAUCCUCAUGAUCCUGAUCUACGAUAAGCUGCUCAGGUUGAAGAAUCCCAACGGUACGGACAUAACACUGCUGACGUUAGACUCGACUAGAUUCAUCGACUUGCUGCCGAACCUUCAUCUGCUAUGGUCAGGGCUGCUCAUUAUCGUCAUCUCCAUAAUUGGUCUGGUGGCCAUCUUGGGCAAAUCUGCAUGGAUCGGUGUAGCGGUGAUGAUCGCCACCAUCUACUUCACAAAGCUGAUCACCGACAAAUUGCAGGUGCUUCAGAGGGAGCACAUGAACCGUAAAGAUCCUCGUAUCUCCAGUACCAAUGAGGCAAUCGGAAUGAUUAAGCAAAUUAAGUUGUUCUGCUGGGAGGAAUUCGUCGAAAGACGAGUACUGAAGCAUCGCAGGAAGGAGUUACAGAUUCUCAAGAAAAUUAUCUACUGGGAUGCUCCUAAAUAUUUGCUCGGUGUCAUAUCACCGUUUCUGGUAUCGCUUGUCACGUUUGGAUUGAUGAUCAUGAUCGGCGAUUCAAGACUUCUUACCCUGGAAGCAGUAUUCGUCUCCAUUGCCCUGUUCAACAUCCUGAAAUACCCGUUGUCAAUGCUUCCCGUAUUGUCUUCAACGUGGACGGCCACUCAAGCAUCCAUCGGGAGGAUCAACGAAUUUCUUAAGGCCGAAGAGAUUCCAUCGCUGCCAAGAAUGAACCAUAGGCAAAAAUCAACUGAACGAUCACGACAAAUUUCCGAAACUUUUGAAGACGUGCUAGUUGCCUGUCGCAAAACACUGGAUCCACCGAUAGUUUCAAUACAAAAUUUGAGUGUUCACCGCGAAGGAAAAGUAAUGUUGGAACAGGUUGGCCUACGAGUUCAGGAAGGAUCGUUUGUCGUUUUGACGGGUCCUGUUGGGUGUGGAAAAUCCACACUGCUUUCCGCAAUUCUUGGCGAAUUAGAACCUACUGAUGGUACGGUCAAUGUAACGGGACGAAUAGCAUACGUUUCGCAAGAGCCGUGGGUCUUGAAUCGAUCGAUCAAGAAUAACAUUCUUUUUGGAGAACUACUCGAUCAAUCAUUCUACGAAGAAGUCGUUCAUGCUUGUGCUCUUCGUGCCGAUAUGGACUCAUUUCCCAGCAAAGACGAAACAAUCGUAGGCGAAAAAGGAGCUACUGUUUCCGGUGGUCAGAAGCAAAGAAUCGCCCUGGCAAGAGCCGUCUAUCAGAAUACAGAACUUUAUCUCCUGGACGAUCCUCUCAGUUCAGUUGAUGGGGAAGUUUCUCACCAAAUCUAUUCCAAUGUGUUCGGAAGAGAAGGUUUGCUCAAACAAAAAACAGUCAUAAUGGUAACGCAAGAUCACGCUCAUUUCAAGGAUGCAGAUUUGAUUGUCAUGAUGGAAAGCGGGCGAAUAGCUGAACGACAUACGUAUCAAACGUUUAACAAUACAUACCAUGAUGUGCAAAGCAUAGUCAGUGAUCACCCCAAAAACGAAGAACUUUUGAGUCCACACAAAGCCGAGGGCCAUCAACCGGAAAAUUCGCACGUUUCAAGAGAUACCACGCAAAAGGUAUCACCAAAGAUUUACCUAAAGUAUCUCACCAUGUUAGGUAUAGUUCCUGCAGUGUUAAUCGUGAUACUCAACGUAGCAAACCCAGUCUGUGAUAUACUUUCCACCUUUUGGUUGGCCAAAUGGUCCCUCAUCAAUCAUCAAUCAGCGACUACCGAAGAUCACCAAUACCUCGUGGGCUAUGCGCUCUUUAUCUUGGGACUGAUCAUUCUUUUAGUAUCAAACAGUACCGCCAUUACGAUCAGAGGAAUCUCGGUUGCAAGAAAAACACACAACAAACUUCUGCACAACACUGUCCAUCAGCAGAUGAGCUUCUUCGAAAUCCGUAGCUCCGGUCAAAUUAUGAAUCGCUUUUCCAACGAUCUGGAUGUCGUUGACUCCAAAAUAUCGCUCCAUCUGCGAGACUUCCUCACAAACCUCACCAGCGUCAUCGCCAUCCUCCUUCUGUUCUGUUUCGACACAUCAUUUUAUAUCGUGAUCGUUCUCGCUGUGAUCGUGAUUACUUACUGUCGCCUCUUGUUCUAUCACCUGAAGACGUCUCGACACCUCAAACGCAUGGAAGCUCGCAGCAAGGCCCCGAUCAUUUUGCACUUCAACGAGUCCCGCGAAGGCCGCUCAACGAUCCGAGCUUUCCGUCGUGAGAAUCAAUUCCUCAGCGAAUUCAUCAACGUUCUCGAUCGUCACCAGCACUACUCCUAUCUGUACUUGGCAUCAAGCCGGUGGUUGGGCAUCCGCUUGGAGAUCAUCGGCGCGAUCAUCAUCUACUUUGUAGCGAUGUUGGCCGUCCACAACCAGGAUACGAUCGGUGUCUCCAACGUGGGCGUGUGCAUUAGCUACGCCCUUCGUCUGAUCCCGCUGCUCAACGCUUUGGUAAGAAUGACCGCCUUGCUAGAGGAAAAUGCCACUUCCUUGGAGAGGAUCGACCACUACUUGAAGGAACCGAAUGAAUACUCAGUGGUUCAACGAGAUGGUAACCCUUGUCCUCCAGAUUGGCCCAACCAAGGAACGAUAGCAUUUGACAACUUCGGUAUGGAGUAUGGCGAACAGAACGUUGCCUUGAAAGACAUUACGCUGAGAAUCAACUCACAGGAAAAGAUCGGUAUCACCGGCAGGACCGGAGCUGGAAAGACCAGUCUCAUCAGUGCCCUUUUCCGACUGUAUCCUUCGAACACGAAGGGAACGAUCACGAUCGAUGGCAUCAACAUCGAUCAUAUUCCACUGCGGAAACUCAGACGAAGCCUAACGAUCAUCCCUCAAAGCCCGUUGCUAUUUUCCGGUACAAUCCGGGAAAACCUCGAUCCCUGUAUGGAACAAUCGGACGAUGCCAGCCUGUGGCGAGCGUUGGAUCGCUGCAACCUGAAGCACCUGGUUGCAUCACUCCCCAAUCAGCUGGACACCCCAAUCGACGAACGCGGAUCGAAUCUUUCCGUCGGGCAGAAGCAGCUGCUCUGUCUGGUGCGAGGAAUACUGCGGAGCUCGAAGAUCGUCAUUCUGGAUGAAGCAACCUCGACUAUGGAUGCGGAGACGGAGAAAAUCAUUCAGCGCGUGUUUUUCAGUGCCUUCCGGGACUGUACGGUUCUGAUGAUCGCCCACCGGACGAACACCCUCCAACAGGUGGAUCGAGUGCUGUGCAUGCGGCAAGGAAUGGUCGUCAAGUUCGAUCGGCCGAACAGUUUCGACGAACGAGAUCUGAUGGAUCUAUGAUAGAGUUGUACUUAUUAGAUAUGCCAAGUUUAUGAUAUUAUCGGUUGUGUGAUUGCCUAAGUCAUAACGGUAUAAGAUAUUUUAUAUGGAUAGGAUUAACGUGCCAUCUUAUUUAGAAUCUUUAUUUUUAUAAUGUAACGCCACUUAACACUCACGUGAAUACUAAUACAUAUAUAACAUUCUCAUGAUAUCAAAACCGCCUAGAAAUAUAAUAAAAC
Molecule: messenger RNA, 4555 nt
Organism: Aedes albopictus (Asian tiger mosquito)
Lineage: Eukaryota; Metazoa; Arthropoda; Insecta; Diptera; Culicidae
Product: multidrug resistance-associated protein 1-like
Exons: 4
Coding region: 132-4337 (1401 amino acids)
Biological process (GO): transmembrane transport
Cellular component (GO): membrane
Molecular function (GO): ABC-type transporter activity; ATP binding; ATP hydrolysis activity
Source: RefSeq, a predicted model, not a curated record